Rhizopus microsporus ATCC 52813 is the source of this 843-nucleotide messenger RNA. RefSeq names its product pyrroline-5-carboxylate reductase. Bases 1 to 843 code for a protein of 280 amino acids. Gene Ontology annotation, biological process: L-proline biosynthetic process. Lineage: Eukaryota; Fungi; Mucoromycota; Mucoromycetes; Mucorales; Rhizopodaceae. The transcript has 2 exons. Gene Ontology annotation, molecular function: pyrroline-5-carboxylate reductase activity. The record is from RefSeq and is a predicted model, not a curated record.
AUGACAGCAGAACAACAACCUGUGAUUGCAUUUAUCGGAGGAGGCAAUAUGGCUGAAGCCAUCCUCGGUGGACUCUAUCGAUUCUAUCCUCACAAUCUCUUACGUUUCUCAGAACCCUUGGAUGAACGUCGUGAGUACAUGAGCCAAAAAUACCCUGAUGUCUGGAGCACAAAUGACAAUCAGGAGGUUGUGCAAGGUGCAGAUAUAAUCAUUCUUGCAGUGAAACCUCAAGUGCUGCGUCCUGUCGUUCAAGAUGUUGCCAACGUCUUGCGUCAAUCAAGACCCUUGGUCAUCUCCAUUGCAGCCGGUAUUGAAACCGCAGCGAUCGUUCGUUGGUUGGGUGCUGAUGAUAUCCCUGUCGUACGUAUCAUGCCAAACACACCUGCCUUGAUCGGUGAAGGUGCUGUAGGAUUAUUUGCAACAACUAUUGUCACACAAGAACAAAGACAAUUGACAGAACAACUGAUGGGCGCCAUAUCCAAGCAACUAUCCUGGGUAGAGGAUGAAUCACUGAUUGACACAAUCACAGGUGUCAGCGGAAGCGGCCCCGCUUACUUCUUUCUCAUCAUGGAAGCUAUGGAAAAUGCAGGUGUGGCAGCAGGUCUUAGCCGAGAAGACGCCAAGGCAUUGACACUUCAAACCUGCUUGGGUGCUGCUUGCAUGGCACAGACCUCAGAAGAUGACUUGGCAACACUCAGAAGAAAGGUCACAUCUCCUAAAGGAACAACGGAAGCAGCUAUCUUAUCCAUGGAGGCAAACAAGAUUCGUGAGGUCAUUCAUGAUGCUGUCUUUGCUGCUACCAACCGAAGUAGAGAGUUAGCUCAGGAGUUAUGUAAAGAUUAA